AUGAAUAUCUUGGGAUUAUAUAAGAUUAGAGAAUCGUCUGAAAAGAAGAACAAACCAUCCCAGUCACAAUACAAAGGUUUCUUGGCAUUUAUAUCCAUGGCACUUCCAAUGCUUAUAUACUAUAUAUUCAAGGAACAUGAGUUUGAUGGAAAUCCCCUCCUCAAAUUUCUCACAGUGCUUCCUCCUCUUUCAUAUUCAGCAGUUGAAUAUUUCACCCUGUUUCGCGAUAAUUGGUAUUCUGAUUGGAAGUCAUUGACUAUUCUACAAAGGAUGUUUUAUUUUAUUUUCAACAUUCUUUUUGCCAUGUUCUCGAUUGUAUCUAUCUUUUCAGCCAUUAUAUUUCCGUUCGCUGAGUGGGAUGAUAAUGACGGAGUCCUGGCCAAUUCUGUUUUUCUCCCCUCCCUGUUUGUCCCACUUCCAUACCUGUUGUGCACUUCUUGCAGUCUUACUCCAGAGUUGAUUUCAUUUAUCGACACCGGUACUACUAUUUGCAUCGAUCUAGUUAUAUUAUCACUUUCUAUAGUAUCCCUGAUACUCUUGUCUAAAGGACCAGAACACUAUAUUUAUAUUCCCACAUCUUCUCUCAUUUUUAUUUUGGUCAGAUCUCUGAAGGAGUACAUCUUUCCAUCUUCAAAAUACUUGGAAUAUAUCAUUACAUGGAGGACCCUUAUCUUUAUCGUAAUUUUCCUUACUAAUGUAUUUAUCUAUGUCUCAGUAGGCUUGAGUAUCUCCACCCCAUCAAGAAUAGAAGCUUUUUUGGGAUCCAAGUCGUAG
Messenger RNA from Encephalitozoon romaleae SJ-2008, 774 nucleotides. RefSeq lists its product as hypothetical. The record is from RefSeq and is a predicted model, not a curated record. Lineage: Eukaryota; Fungi; Microsporidia; Unikaryonidae. The coding region runs from base 1 to 774 and encodes 257 amino acids. The transcript has a single exon.